This is a messenger RNA of Cloeon dipterum, 1068 nucleotides long. RefSeq lists its product as uncharacterized. Lineage: Eukaryota; Metazoa; Arthropoda; Insecta; Ephemeroptera; Baetidae. The record is from RefSeq and is a predicted model, not a curated record. The transcript has 4 exons. Bases 56 to 634 code for a protein of 192 amino acids.
CCGAUCAGAGCGAGUUCAGUGUCGAUCUGUGCGAAAUUCAAUAAGGAUUCCGAAAAUGAACUGCGUUACCUGGGUGAAAUCCGCGGUUGCGUGGGUGUUUUGCAUCGCGUGCAUUUGUUACGGGGUUAACGGUCAAAGCGCGUUGAAGGCGUACUGUUUCGAGUUCACGUGGCUCGGCCCCACAUUCACCAAUGAAACCAUCGUGAACAACGCAACCUGCGAGGAGAUACCCAAUUCUCCCUCCGUCUGCCAGGACCCUCUUGUUUACACAUAUGACGGCACUCCACCCAACUUAACAAACAUGUGGGUUGACUCAGAGUUGAGAACUAGAACCACUUGUGAGCUUUCCAAAGGAGAAGUCUGUGCGAAGUGGACAUUUGAGUAUAACAAUUUCUUGGAGAACGUGACGUAUUUGUGCACGAAGGUGACAGUGGACAGCAAGUGGCCGAUGACGAGCGGCUGCAAAGUGCAAAACCGAGGCGGCCGGCGGAUCGAGGUGUGCGCGUGCGAGACGCAGCCCGGAACUUCGGGCUCGCUCGUCUUCCCCUGCAACGCGGGCCCACCAUCCCUCCACCAGGCGGCUCCACUGCUGCUGCUGGCCGUCGUGGGGGUGCUCACCCUGCUCACCAGAUAGCCACCCCCGUCCGUUCGUCGUCCGCUCUAGUGUGCGUCCCUUUCUUAUUUGCCUUAUUUAUUAUUUUGCACGGAUACGUGCUCGCUCCGUGCCACCCGCCCUGCUGCUGAAUGAUGCAGCCACCCCAUGUGAAUUAUUCACCCCUGCAGAAUACAAAAAGAGACGCGAGUGAAAAGAAUAAGAGGAACGCACCGAUGAAUUAUUUUCUUGGGUGCGCCGGCCCUUUUCGAGCCAUUAAAUUCAAACGUGGCUUCAAAAGGGUCAGUGAAAAAUAGUUUGGGGGGCUGCAGGUCUAUUUACCUGAGUCAGCAUAAUUAAAAUGAAUGUGAUUGUCAACUAAGCUCAAUGGUAAUGUAAUCAAAUUUCUAUGUAAGUUAAUAAAUAAUUAAAUACUCUCUUAUCAACAUUUAUUUGUGUAUGUGGUUUUACCACUA